AAUUCUGCAAGUGGUUCUGAUUUACUAUCGCUGUUCUCUAGCUGGUCUAAAAACGCUUUUGACCUAAAGGGACACUUUUUGGACACCAUGGAUAUUUCUCAGUUUCCAGGCAGAAAGAACAGUAAAAAUGCAGGCAGGGCACAGGACAAAGCACUCGGGACAAAAUGUAUGUGAAAUGCUUUGAUACAUGAAUGUCAAUUUUUUUUACAUUUUUGAAACUCCCGCCAGUUCCGUUCCCCAUACGUCCCAUAUGUCCCGACGCUUGCAGAAGACGGAUGUCGGCAUCGGCCGGAGGACAUGGCCGGGGACGCUGCAGGGGGGACAU
Molecule: messenger RNA, 325 nt
Organism: Staurois parvus
Lineage: Eukaryota; Metazoa; Chordata; Amphibia; Anura; Ranidae
Source: the annotation of a GenBank genome assembly